This is a messenger RNA of Fragaria vesca subsp. vesca, 1198 nucleotides long. RefSeq names its product CAAX prenyl protease 2-like. Gene Ontology annotation, cellular component: endoplasmic reticulum membrane. Gene Ontology annotation, molecular function: metalloendopeptidase activity. NCBI's taxonomy places the organism in Eukaryota, Viridiplantae, Streptophyta, Magnoliopsida, Rosales, Rosaceae. Gene Ontology annotation, biological process: CAAX-box protein processing. The coding region runs from base 88 to 1011 and encodes 307 amino acids. The record is from RefSeq and is a predicted model, not a curated record. The transcript has 8 exons.
AAGAACAAGAGGUUACCAAAAAGAGUCUUUUGUAAGUCGUGACUGAAAAUUUCAACUCAGUGAAGUCUCUUCUCUGGGCCACAGUUAAUGGAAGACGGAGCUCUCUCAAAGCCAGCGGCGGUUUUGGCAUGCGCCGCCAUGGCUUCAUUCUACGUCGGGAUUCUCUACGCCCCGACUUUGAUUCUUCGUCUUCCUCCUCCUUCCUCCCACACUAACUUUUUGAUCCGACGGUUCAUAUGCGCCGGCGUUUCCUCCCUCGUCUCCGUCGUCGUUUCUGCCAUACUCCUCCCUAUUAAAAGCGGAGAAGCGUCGCAGUUGAUAGGUGUAUAUGGCAUCCGGAUCGAUCAUAUUUGGCAAGCCGUGGUUUUUCCUCUUGCAUUGACAGCUCUUAUGUAUGCCGGAUCCUUGACGUUCAUGUCUCUAUUAUUGAUUCAUUCGUUGAGGGAAGACGUGAAUUGUAGGGGAGGCCUUAUUAAAAGUAUCUCAGUAGAGGCUGUUGCCUCUUUGCGUUCAAUUGCUUCCAGUGUUAUGCAUUGGCGUAAUUAUGUUGUGGCUCCAGUUACUGAAGAGUUGGUGUUUAGAGCGUGCAUGAUACCAUUGCUUCUCUGUGCAGGAUUCCAAAAAAACACCGUCAUUUUUGUAUGCCCUAUAUUCUUCAGUUUGGCUCAUUUGAACCAUCUAAUGGAUGUCUAUAACAAGCAACAGAAUAACUGGACCAGAGCCUGCAUGAUAAUAGGUCUCCAGCUUGGAUAUACUGUGGUCUUCGGGUCAUAUGCCUCUUUUCUCUUCAUUCGAACUGGACAUUUUCUUGCUCCUGUAGUUGCUCACAUGUUUUGCAAUAUUAUGGGAUUGCCACUCCUAGUUUCACCAGGGAAAGGUAUAGUAAGUCUGGCAUUUUUAGCUGGAUUGCUGGGAUUCCUGUGGUUACUUUUUCCAAUUACGAACUCGGGUUUGUAUAAUGAUAGAACAGAUACUUGUAGAUGUUGGCAGGGAUAUUGUUCAGGGAACUAAGCCUGUGAAAUCUUCAGAAUGAUAACUGAAAAUAGGUGCUGAGGCUUCGUCAUCAGCAACUUGUGCCAUACUAACAUUGUUCCUCAAAACAGAGCCACCAGUUGACCAAGGGUUGUUUUGAAUUUAUCAGUUUACUAAUUAGUGCUGAAAUUUGUAUAAGCUUAAUGACGAUUCCUAAAUGCUUCAG